This is a messenger RNA of Rhinolophus ferrumequinum (greater horseshoe bat), 1847 nucleotides long. It is a transcript of the gene RMDN2, whose product is annotated as regulator of microtubule dynamics 2. Gene Ontology annotation, cellular component: mitotic spindle pole; cytoplasm; spindle microtubule. The record is from RefSeq and is a predicted model, not a curated record. The transcript is spliced from 10 exons. Gene Ontology annotation, molecular function: microtubule binding. NCBI's taxonomy places the organism in Eukaryota, Metazoa, Chordata, Mammalia, Chiroptera, Rhinolophidae. The coding region runs from base 18 to 1250 and encodes 410 amino acids.
AAACAAAAGCCCAAGAAAUGCCUCAGUCCACAAACAAAGAACUGAUACUUGGCAUUAUGGUGGGAACUACUGGCAUCAGCUUGCUUCUUUUGUGGUACCGCAAGAUUUGUAAACCAAGGACAGGAAUGAAUUUACCUAAAUUUCUUUCUCUGGGUGACACAUUUGAUCCAGUGACUUUGCAAGAUGAAAUGCAUAAUGGCCAAGACGCAGCAGCGAUCUUUCAAGGAAGGCAACUUCAGAUACUGGAGAAGUUAAAUGAAUUACUGACACAUGUGGAAGAACUGAAAUCGGAAAUCAGAGUGCUUAAAGAAGCCAUUCCGAAACUGGAGGAAUGUAUACAUGGUGAACUUGGAGGGAAGACCACAGCUCAUAAGAUAAGUCCUCAGCACAGAGCUAGAAAACGAAGGCUUGCCACAGUUCAAAGUUCGGGAGCAAGUAAUAGUUCAGAGGAAGCGGAAAGUGAAGGGGGGUAUAUUACAGCUAAUACUGACACAGAAGAACAGAGUUUUCCAGUCUCUGUAGCACUUAACACACAUGCAGAGGAAUUAAAUUUAGAUGCCCUUCUUCAGAAGGUAGAUAAUUUACGUACGAACGAGACUAGCAAGAUGGAAAGUUUUGAACUACUUUGUGACUACAAAGAAAAGUUUAGAGAUGAAGUAGAGUUUAUUUGGAGGUUUUCUCGUGCUUACGGAGACAUGUAUGAGUUAUCUACAAAUACACAAGAAAAGAAACAUUAUGCUAAUAUUGGAAAGACAUUAGGUGAAAAAGCUAUUACUAGAGCACCCAUGAAUGGACAUUGUCAUCUGUGGUACGCAGUUUUGUGUGGCCAUGUAUCUGAGUUUGAGGGCUUACAAAACAAAAUUAACUAUGGACAUCGCUUCAAGGAACAUCUAGAUAAAGCAAUCCAAUUUUUACCUGAAGAACCCUUUUUGUAUUACCUCACGGGAAGAUACUGUUACACUGUCUCGAAACUGAGCUGGAUUGAGAAAAAAAUGGCUGCUACUCUGUUUGGAAAAAUACCAUCCUCAACAGUACAAGAAGCUUUGCAGAAUUUCCUUAAGGUUGAAGAACUACACCCUGGUUUUUCUAAGUCCAAUUACAUGUUUCUGGCCAAGUGUUAUAUGGAUCUUCGACAAAUAGAUAAUGCCAGGAAGUUCUGCAAUUUGGCAAUGUUGCUUCCUUGUGUUACCAAAGAGGAUAAAGAUGCACAGAUAGAGGUGAAAACAAUGAGCGCUUCUCUGAAGAGGUAAAUAAAAGAACUUCAACAAAUCAGAUGUGGUCCACUAAAAUUUAAACUAAUCAAAGUUGUGUUAUUUUAUUAUCCUUUUUUUUCUUUUUUGAAAUGAAGGCAGUGUGCUCAGAUUUGAAAGUAAAACCAUAUUUCUGCAGAAUGCAUUCACUAAUAGCAUUACAAAACUAAUCAUGUUAUUUGGGCAAGUUUCUUCUAAUGUCAGUACAAAAUGAUCUUUAAAUAUGUACGCUUUGUAUUUUUCCUAUCAAUAAUCUAUAGUCUUCAGAUUAUUUCUUUAAAUAUUUCUUUAAAUAAAAUAUUUAAGUCAAUCCAACAAAAUGAACUCGAAUGAGUGUUUUAUUGUUGGCUUCAAUGGAGACCUUACAAAACAAAAUAAUUUCAUUCAUGUGGAUGAAAAUGGAAAAAAAUGAUCAAAGGACAUGAACAAGUUGUUGGUAACAGAGAUAAACAAAUGAAGAAAUGUAUUGUAAUUAGUAAUCAGAAAUGUGAAUAAAAUUACAGUAAGAUACUGUUUUACCAUCAAAUUAGCAAGGAUUGUUUUGUUUUUUUUUCUUUCUUUCAAGAAACAUUCAGUGCUGGUGAUACCAUGAGGUGG